AUGCGGCCACGCACAACGACAACCACUACGCCGGACAAACAGCCCCCAAGAUACAGCCUGGCCCCCAAGUCCUCGAUAUCCGAUCCCAAUAUUAUCGCCCGCGUAUCGAAAUGGCUUUGGUCGUGCCGGACUACUGCAACUACAACUAUAGACACUAGCGCAAAGGCCGGCGCAACUGCCGAUGUGGAGCACGAGAUCCGAUCUAGCUCGUCCGACCACCACCACGCCGUCGAGAAUGCUUUCCCCUGUCGCGCGUGCCAGGCCUGGGGCGUUGAGUGUGACCGGCAGAAGCCGCGCUGCACCCACUGUCUCGAUCAGCAGAUUCUGUGCUUCUACGUUGAGCCACUGCGGGUGACGAUGAAGCGGUCGAAACUGGAACAAGCCCAACAAAAAGCUGUUGCCUAA
Messenger RNA from Aspergillus puulaauensis, 405 nucleotides. RefSeq lists its product as uncharacterized. NCBI's taxonomy places the organism in Eukaryota, Fungi, Ascomycota, Eurotiomycetes, Eurotiales, Aspergillaceae. Gene Ontology annotation, biological process: regulation of DNA-templated transcription. Gene Ontology annotation, molecular function: DNA-binding transcription factor activity, RNA polymerase II-specific; zinc ion binding. The record is from RefSeq and is a predicted model, not a curated record. The coding region runs from base 1 to 405 and encodes 134 amino acids. The transcript has a single exon.